GAACAUGUUUAUGAAGACACGAUACUGUUUGUGAAAGCAAUAAACGUGAAAAGUAUUUUCAUCUGCAAAUAUGUCAAAUAAACAUUUAUUUCAAAAAUUUGGAUUCUUACGUGCACCGUUUGGCAUUGGUGUUGGUCGUUAUGUGUGUCAGUUACAGAGAAUAACUAUAAAAUUUUGUAAAAGUCACGGUUGUAGUCUUGGAAUUAGGAGUUUCUUAGAACAUGAUUUAAUUGAUUAUGCAAAACAAAAUCCUGGAGUUGUAGUGUAUGUUAAACCAAGAAGGCAUAGAAGUCCAGUUUUAAAAGCUGAAUAUUUAAAUGGAGAAACAAGUUGGAUAUGUAUUGCUAAUUUUAGUAGGCAAGAUAUUAUACAAUGGAUGGAAUUAUUGAAAACUCAGUAUCAUGAUGGUCCAGCUCUUAGAUUACUUAAAUUAUGGCAUACAGACUUUCCUUCCAUUCAAGGACCUUGGACACCAUUUACUUUUAAAAAUCCAUCUUUGAAUCAAAUUAAAUUCCCAGAUAAAAAGAUUGGUGAAGCCCUUAAAUUCAAACCAACAGCAACAGAAGAAUUAAUUAGAUUGUUUGAAGAGCAGCAAGAAGCUGAAAAGUUCGACCAAGAAAUUCCAGUUCAAAAAGGUGUUAGUUAAAUGACAAUUUCAACCAUUUUUAGUCAUUAAAAAUUUUAAACUAGA
Frieseomelitta varia is the source of this 691-nucleotide messenger RNA. It is a transcript of the gene mRpL43, whose product is annotated as 39S ribosomal protein L43, mitochondrial. Gene Ontology annotation, biological process: mitochondrial translation. Gene Ontology annotation, cellular component: mitochondrial large ribosomal subunit. The coding region runs from base 71 to 646 and encodes 191 amino acids. The record is from RefSeq and is a predicted model, not a curated record. The transcript has 4 exons. NCBI's taxonomy places the organism in Eukaryota, Metazoa, Arthropoda, Insecta, Hymenoptera, Apidae. Gene Ontology annotation, molecular function: structural constituent of ribosome.